AUGCUUCGCGUCUCGGCCCUAUUUGCGGCGCUGGCCACGUGCUAUGGGUGGCACACCAUCGCUCACACCCUCAUCUCCCAAGUCGCCCAGCUCUCGCUGACCGAGUCGGAAAAGAAGACGCUGAGCAUGCUGCUCGAUGACUGGCAGCCCUUCUUCCCCAACACCUCCGACCUGACGACGGCUGCGGUGUGGCUUGACACAGCAAAGUGUGACCGCGACGAGCAGGACUGCAAGUUUGCAAGCGGGGACCACCGCCUCUACGCCGGUGCAGUGGCCGACCGCAAGUUCAGCUCGUGGCACUAUGCUGAUGUUCCGAUCAACCCCGAUGGCGUGGAGCUGUCCGAGGAGGAGCAAGACAUCUACGCGGAGGACCACAUUGUGUGGGCCCUCGGCGAGACGCUGUACUCUCUCGGCACGAGCACCAACCUUUGGUCGCUCAACCUCAACCUUCGCUAUAUGCUUCACCUUAUGGGCGACAUCCACCAGCCGCUCCACGCGGCCGGCAUGUACGCCAAGCCUGGAAACCCGUGGGCGGGGCCUGAUGGACAGCUGCGCGGCGACGCCGGCGGCGGGUUCACCUUCUUUGACGCCAAGGCCAGCAACCUGGAGUGGGAAGCGGCCGGCAACUUGCACGAUUUCUGGGACGCCGCCGGAGGCGCUCCCCGGCGAGUGCAGCUGUGCUACCGCCCGCACCACACCACGCGCACGCCACAGGCGGUGACCCUGACAGACAAGUUCCCCAAAGAUUUCUUCCCCGAAUACGAGACGAUCGAAGAGGAGUUCAGGAAUUGCUGGGCUUCGCUGUGUGAAGUGUCCACCCGCACGUUCCCCCCUCGGGGACUCUGCCCCGAGGGGCAGUACGUCCGCAAGCCGACCCAGGAGUGCAAGGACGUCUUCGCUCACAUUCUGGUCGAGUCGUCCGAGUACGCAAAGAUUUACGCGUACAACGACGACCUGGUGUUCAACGGGCCACUCACACCAAAGUACCGCGCCGACGCGAAGGAUGUCUGCCAGAAGCGCAUCACCCUCGCCGGCUAUCGCCUUGCUGACGCGCUCAAGAAGGUGGCGGGUCUUCUCAAGGAGUUCGAGCUCAAGGACGAUGAGGCCUGCAACUACGAGGCAAAGGCGGAGGUCGACCACCCCAAGGCCAUGUUUGGUUUCUUCAAAAACGUGUUCUCGGGCGACAUCGGUGGAGCGGCGACGACGGCCCGCGCGAUGGUGAUGCCAAGCCGUGUCGUUGCCGAGCCCACGGCAGUCGCAGCACCCAAGGUUGGAGAUGCCCUCUUGGUCGCAGGAGGCAUGAUUGGAGCCACGGUUUCUCUCCUCACCUACCUGCUAGGUCGAUCCCACGGCAAAAAGGCCGGAGAGGCGGUGGAGAACGGAGCCUUGGUGUAG
Molecule: messenger RNA, 1395 nt
Organism: Emiliania huxleyi CCMP1516
Lineage: Eukaryota; Haptophyta; Isochrysidales; Noelaerhabdaceae
Exons: 4
Coding region: 1-1395 (464 amino acids)
Biological process (GO): DNA catabolic process
Molecular function (GO): endonuclease activity; nucleic acid binding
Source: RefSeq, a predicted model, not a curated record